AUGGGCUGCGCCACGUCUACUUCCCAUUGUCUGCAUUGCCAUGGACCUUCUGCUGAACUGAGGUCAUCCAAUCUAAGUGAACUUACCUCACCUGAAAAUUCUACAAUUUCACAUAUUCAGUCUUUUAGACAAAAAGACGAAUAUGCUCUUGGCGAACAGGGACACGAUAAUCUUUGCCUUAGUGAUCUUGACGAGAAUGACAUUUUCCAAAAACGGGGUAAAAAAACUGCCAUAAACGAUGAGAGGGAAAAUGGGUUAAUGUCAUCAGAUGAUAGUGGACAAGUUAAUACAAGAGACUACCGUCAAAGAAAUGACCCAGAGCUGAAGAACUUGCAUCGACCAAUUGCACCCACAAAGCUUACGAUAGAAGAUCUAUUCUGGAAGGGUAAACGCAAACUUAUUCCAGAUUUAACUGCUCUACGACGUUUUGAUAAACAUGCACUACAGGCACCUGUGGAACUUAAAAAUGAUGUUACUACUCUCGUUCAGUAUCUGACACGAUUUGCAGAAACAGACCUUCAGAAGGCGCGAGUGCUGUUUCGAUGGGAGGCAAACUACUUAUCAUAUGAUGUCAACUACCUCGACACGAAGAUUAGAGGGGAUAACAGUGCCGAAGCUGCACUGGCACGAGGCGUCUGCGUAUGUGACGGUUACGCUAAACUAUACAAAAUGUUAUGCGAAGAGGCUGGUUUGAAAUGUGAAUACAUUGAUGGUGGGUCACGUUCGGCACCAGGACUGGACUACGAACAAUGUCGCGAAGACGGCGAACCUAUUGAACUUCCAGAUUCACACGCUUGGAAUAUCGUCUGGAUCGACAACAGGCCAUACCAGUGUGAUUGUACCUGGGCAUCAGGGAGUACUGGUACGGAAUCAACAUUAGCAAAUUAAACAUUUAUGAUUGA
Anneissia japonica is the source of this 902-nucleotide messenger RNA. RefSeq lists its product as uncharacterized. The record is from RefSeq and is a predicted model, not a curated record. Lineage: Eukaryota; Metazoa; Echinodermata; Crinoidea; Comatulida; Comatulidae. Bases 1 to 888 code for a protein of 295 amino acids. The transcript has 3 exons.